Phytomonas sp. EM1 is the source of this 804-nucleotide messenger RNA. The record is from the annotation of a GenBank genome assembly. Lineage: Eukaryota; Euglenozoa; Kinetoplastea; Trypanosomatida; Trypanosomatidae.
AUGACUUCUAGUACCCUCCCUGGAGCCGAGCCGCAGCUGAAGUCGAUGGAAAGUUAUCUAACGCAAAGCAUACGGCUCCUCCAGCAGCUCCAGAAAGGCGAUCUUGCGGGAGCAGCACAAACAGCGGAAUUAAUCGAGGCAUCACGUACGAAUACUUCGAAGGGUACGGUUUCGGAGCACACGCCCGCGCGCGCGGUGCUCAAUUUAUACCGUGACGCACUUCUCAGCGCGUCUCAUCAACCAAGGGGCGAGGAAGAGGAAAGUUGCAGCGAUGAUGACGAGGUUGAGGAGAGCAUUCCGGACGCGGCGACGCGAGAAGGCGCCAUUAUAUCAAGCUCACAUAAUGAAUACAAGGAAUGCCCGCCAAGCAAUGGCAGUUUCCCCAGAAGCUCCACCACCACCACCAUCACCACCACUGAAUCAGAGAGCGAAGACGAAAGUAGUUCGACUUCCUCAGCGAGUAGCACGAACCGGGAGGAUCUCCAACGGCGCGUGGACCAUGUGCCCGUGCGGAAAUCCAUGGAUGGUCAUGAAAUCGAUGUAAACGCUCAGUUGCUUGAUAUUCUCUCGCAGAUAAAACGCAAAAUUCCUGAAGAAGGAACCAAUAGACAAUAUAAAGCGAGUAUGGAGCCCCCUGUGAAGGUACCGACGUCGGCGCCGCAACUCCAAACUGAACUCGGGCGAGUGGACGGCGCUACCCCUGAAGACGAGGUUCUACAGAUGGAGGCGGAAAUAUUCGCUGAUAUAGACCUACGAGUCCAACAAGAGAUGAAAAGGUUAGCAAUUGUGCGUAAGAACCGCUGA